GGCCCCCGGUCCUCUUGUCCCGUGUCCCCCGGUCCCCGGUCCUGUGUCCCCCGGUCCCCCGAUCCCCCGGUCCCCGGUCCCGGUGACGGGCAGCAGCCGACACGUGCGUCACGUUAUUGAUCAGAUGUGUCUUUGACACCGGAAGCUCCGUGUUCCGCCCGGUCCCCGUGACCUUCACACGCGGUCCCGGGAAUGUCCCGGUUCAGACCAGAGAACGUUCCUGUCGGUUCCGGUUCCAACAGUUCAGGUCGAUAGAUAAUACAAUAUAUAUAUAUAUCGUAGCUUUAUUGAUUCAAACAUCACAUUUCUGCUAGUUUCAAAGAAACUACGCAUAAUAAUUUGUGUCGUUUGUGAUCAAAUAUCCGAGAUGUUACCAAGAAUUAUUUGAUGUGCUUACGGAAAAUACAACAAAUUUAAUUGAAAGGACUUUACUGUAAUAAAAUGGGCUUUUACUGUUGCCCAGUGAUAUUUUAAAAAGCACCAAUAAUUCUGUAAAAAGUUAAUGAUUUCAUAAACUAAAUACAAAAAAUAUACAUUAAAUCAUUUCCUCUCACACAAAUUGUAUAUAUUAUAUAUAUAUUUUUUAAGUCCUGCAACAUUUUAUAGAAGGUAAAACUUUUAUUUUUUUAAUUAAAACCUUAAAAUUGUCUGUUUAUCUAAACGUGAUGAGUCAUAUCUGUUGGGUUCAUAAAGUUUUUACCCUCAAAACCAAACUUUGUAACUAAGUAGCACGAAUCUCACAAUGUAACGAAUGUCAUUGUUACGUCGUCAGUUUGAAGUUUUUCCGGAUGUUUGACCUGUAACAUCCCGACGACGUCAACGUGUUUCUCACAUUUUUUUUUAACUACAAAAGUCGACGUUAGUACAACGAACUUCUGUUCAGAAGGUUUUUAACAUUUCAUACGUUCACGAGAGAUUAAGGUUUAUUUUUGUAUUUUUAUUUCUGUAUGUUGCAGAAUUAAAGGGACAGUAAACAGUUUUAUUGAGACAUGACGAAUUUCCUGUGGCACAAAGUUAAAUUUAAUUAAUUAAUUUAAAUCAGCUGCAACGUUUACAGUUAAUUUUUUUUUUACUGUGAAAAACAAAAAGCGACUGAAACUAAAAGUUUUGUCUUUGAUUGGUUGUUGUGUCGAUUAAUUCGGUUUGAAGCACAAAGAGUUUACAGGACGAGCUGCAGCUUUGAAUCAUGGGAAUUGUAGUUGGUUGUUGCAGUGUCAAAGAGACGGGACCCAGCAGCCUCAGGACCUGCUGCAGAGCUGGAUGAACGGGGAUCCCACUGUUUCCGUGUUGGUACAGGACGCCAGAGGGGUUUUUCGCGGCAGAUGCGACAGAACUGCUCAGAACUCAUCGGACUUCCUGGUUGGAGACCUAGAAGACGCUAGUUUUUGUGUUUUUCUCGUGGAUGUUUAUUAACGGCGGGUUUUCGGGGGGGAACAUGUCGGAUAAGACGGCUCCUCGCUGCCAGCUGAGGCUGGAGUGGAUCCACGGGUACAGAGGUCACCAGUGUCGGAACAACCUGUACUACACCGCGGGGAAAGAGGUGGUGUACUUCGUGGCUGGAGUGGGCGUGGUCUACAACACCCGGGAGCACACCCAGAAGUUCUACCUGGGACACAACGAUGACAUCAUCAGCCUGGCGAUGCAUCCAGAUAAGGUCCAGGUGGCGACGGGUCAGGUGGGUAAGGACCCGUUCAUCUGUGUGUGGGACUCCUACGCGAUGCAGACCGUCUCCAUCCUGAGGGACGUCCACACACACGGAGUCGCCUGUCUGGCCUUCGACUCUGACGGACAGCGACUGGCGUCAGUCGGUCUGGACGCCAAGAACACGCUGUGUGUCUGGGACUGGAGGAGAGGACGAGUCCUCGCCACGGCGAGCGGCCACUCGGACAGAAUCUUCGACGUGGCCUGGGAUCCGCUCCAGUCCGGUCGGCUCGUCAGCUGUGGAGUCAAACACAUCAAGUUCUGGACUCUCUGUGGGAACGCUCUGACUCCGAAGAGAGGGAUGUUUGGGAAGACGGGCGACCUGCAGACCAUCCUGUGUGUUUCUGCAGCCAAAGACGAGCUGACGUACUCUGGAGCUCUGAACGGAGAUGUGUACGUGUGGAGAGGAAUCACUCUGACCAGGACUGUCCAGGCCGCACACGGGGCAGGGAUCUUCAGCAUGCACGCAUGUGAGGAAGGGUUCGCCACCGGAGGACGGGACGGCUGCAUCAGACUGUGGGACAUCGACUUCAAACCCAUCACCAAGAUCGAUCUGAGAGAGGCGGAGCAGGGAUACAAAGGUCUGUCAAUCCGAAGUGUUUGCUGGAAGGCUGACCGGAUCCUGGCAGGGACUCAGGACAGCGAGAUCUUUGAGGUCAUGGUCCGAGACCGCGACAAACCGGUUCUGCUGAUGCAGGGUCACAGCGAGGGCGAGCUGUGGGCUCUGGACCUGCAUCCCAAACAGCCGGUCGCCGUCACUGGGAGUGAUGACCGCUCUGUCAGGCUGUGGAGUCUUCCUGACCACACUCUGCUGGCUCGCUGCAACAUGGAGGAAUCUGUUCGGAGUGUUUCCUUCAACAAUGACGGCUCUCAGCUUGCUCUGGGCAUGAAGGACGGAUCCUUCACUGUGCUGCGUGUCAGGGACAUGACAGAGGUUGUACAUAUCAAGGACAGGAAGGAGGUGAUCCAUGAGCUCAAGUUUUCUCCAGAUGGCUCCUUCCUGGCGGUGGGAUCAAACGACGGGCUGGUUGAUAUCUACGCCGUCGCCCAGCGAUACAAGAAGGUGGGCGAGUGUUGCCGCUCCACCUCCUUCAUCACCCACCUGGACUGGUCGGUCGAUGGCCGCUUCCUGCAGACCAAUGACGGUGCUGGAGAGCGACUCUUCUACAGGAUGCCAGCAGGGAAGCUGGUUCCUAAAGAGGAGGCGAAGGGGAUUCACUGGAUGACAUGGACAGGCGUCGUUGGGGCCGAGGUGAACGGCAUCUGGCCCAAAUAUUCCAACAUCACCAACGUGAAUUCUGUGGACGCCAACUACAGCAGUGCCGUGCUGGUAACCGGAGAUGACCUCGGCCUUGUCAAACUCUUCAGGUUCCCCUGCCUGAAGAAAGGAGCCAAAUUUAAGAAGUACAUCGGUCACUCUGCCCACGUAACCAACGUUCGCUGGUCGAAUGACCUGCAGUGGGUCGUCAGCACCGGUGGUGCCGACCAUGCAGUCUUCCAGUGGCGGUUCCUACCUGAAGGUGUCAUGAACGGCGUAUUGGAGCCCCUCCUCCAAGAGGGCUACGCCGACUCCAACAGUGGGGAGUCGGACUCGGAUGUUUCGGACGUUCCGGAGCUUGACUCGGACAUCGAACAGGAAGCUCAGACAAGCUACGAACGACAGGUGUAUAAGGAGGACCUGCCUCAGCUGAGGAAGAAGCUGAUUGGGUCUCUGAAGCGGCAGAAAGCUCCAGAGGAGGGGCUUCGUCUGCAGUUUGUUCACGGGUAUCGUGGGUUUGACUGUCGUAACAACCUGUUCUACAGUCAGGCGGGGGAGGUGGUCUACCACGUGGCCGCCGUCGCCAUCGUUUACAACCGGUUGCAGCACAGUCAGAGGUUUUACCUCGGCCACGAUGACGACAUCCUCAGCCUCACCGUCCACCCGCUCAAAGACUUCGUGGCCUCCGCACAGGUGGGCAGAGACCCAGCCGUCCACGUCUGGGACAUCCAGACCCUGAAGUGUCUGUCACUGCUGAAGGGACACCACAGCCGAGGAGUGUGUGCCCUGGAGUUCACAGUGGAUGGGAAGAAUUUGGUUUCGGUUGGAAUCGAUGAUUUUCACUCCAUUGUUAUUUGGGACUGGAAGAAAGGAGAGAGACUGGCCAAGGCCAGGGGUCACAAGGAGAAGAUCUUGGUGGUGAGGAGUAAUCCCUUCAGGACGGACAAACUUCUGACCGUGGGGAUGAAACACAUCAAGUUCUGGCAACAUUCAGGGGGCGGUCUCACGUUUAAACGAGGUAUAUUCGGGAACCUGGGUAAACAGGAGACGAUGAUGUCGGCGUGUUACGGUCGAUCUGAGGACCUGGUUUUCUCCGGAGCCACAAACGGAGAUGUUUACAUCUGGAGAGAAACAACGCUCAUCAAGACCAUCAAAGCCCACGACGGCCCCGUGUUCGCCAUGUGCUCCCUGGACAAGGGUUUUGUGACGGGGGGGAAGGACGGCAUCGUGGAGCUCUGGGACGACAUGUUUGAGAGAUGUUUGAAGACGUACGCCAUCAAGAGAGCCGCCCUGUCUCCGUCAUCUAAAGGUCUGCUGCUGGAGGACAACCCGUCCAUCCGAGCCAUCACUCUGGGACACGGUCACAUCCUGCUGGGAACAAAAAACGGAGAAAUCCUGGAAAUCGACAAGAGUGGACCCAUGAGCCUGCUGGUUCAGGGUCACAUGGAGGGGGAGGUUUGGGGAUUGGCAGCUCACCCUCUACUUCCUGUCUGCGCCACCGUCAGCGACGACAAAACUCUGAGGAUCUGGGAGCUGUCAGCCAAUCAUCGCAUGGUCGCCGUCCGCAAACUCAAGAAAGGUGAGACACACGACCAACAGCAUGUUACUGGCUUUGUGAGAUGCUCACCACUCUCACCUGUAUGUUACCUGUCAGGUGGGCGGUGCUGUGCCUUCUCUCCUGACGGCAAAGCUCUGGCCGUCGGUCUGAACGACGGCAGCUUCCUGGUAGUGAAUGCCGACACUCUGGAGGACAUGGUGACCUUCCACCACCGCAGAGAGCUCAUCUCCGACAUCCGCUUCUCCCAAGAUGCUGGGAAGUACCUGGCCGUGGCGUCCCAUGAUUCCUUUGUGGACAUUUAUAAUGUCUUGACCAGUAAGAGAGUUGGCAUCUGUAAAGGAGUCGGCAGCUACAUCACUCACAUCGACUGGGACUCCAGAGGUAAACUACUGCAGGUGAACACCGGAGCUAAAGAGCAGCUGUUCUUCGAGGCUCCGCGAGGACGCAAACAGAACAUCAGUGUGGCUGAGUUUGAGAAGCUGGACUGGGCGAGCUGGACUUCAGUUCUGGGUCCGACCUGUGAGGGAAUAUGGCCGACGCUCAGCUUCGUCAAUGCUGCCUCGCUCAGCAGAGAUCGCAAACUGCUCGCCACUGGUGACGACUUCGGCUUCCUCAAACUGUUCAGCUUCCCGUCAAGGGGCCAGUUUGCAAAGUUUAAGAAGUAUGUGGGUCACAGCACCAAUGUGACGAACGUCCAAUGGUCCAAUGACGACUCCAUGCUGCUGUCAGUGGGCGGGGCCGACACAGCACUGAUGAUCUGGACCAGAGAGCCGCCGGGACAUAAAGAGAGUAAAGCCGUGGACAGCGAGGAGUCGGACGACGACACUGAGGAGGACGGAGGUUACGACAGUGAUGUGGCCCGGGAGAAGGUGGUGGACUACGUUACCAAGAUCUACUCUGCCAGCAUCAGGAACAUGUCUGGAACCAAACCUCACCUGCAGCAUAAGGAGCUUCCUGUGGACGAGAGGCCUCCGGUGAGUCGAGCUCCACCGCUGCCGGACAAACUGCUGAAGAACAACGUGACCAAGAAGAAGAAAUUGGUGGAGGAGCUGGUCUUGGAGCACGUCUUCGGGUACAGAGGCUCCGACUGUCGCAACAACCUGCAUUACCUCAACGACGGCAAUGACAUCAUCUUCCACACGGCCGCCACCGUGGUGAUCCAGAACCUGUCCGCCGGAACUCAGAGUUUCUACCUGGAACACACCGACGACAUCCUCUGUCUCACCGUCAAUCAACAUCCAAAAUACCAAAACAUCAUCGCUACGGGACAGAUCGGUGACAUCACUGACCUGCCAGAGGCUGAAGUGGCUGGCCUCGCCCCAUCAAUCCACGUGUGGGAUGCCGUGACAAAGCAGACGCUCUCCAUCCUCCGCUGCUCGCAUGCAAAAGGUGUCGGCUAUGUAAACUUCAGCGCUACAGGAAAGCUGCUGCUGUCUGUCGGAGUGGAACCUGAACACACCAUCACUGUGUGGCGGUGGCAGGAAGGCACCAAGGUGACGAGUAAAGGAGGCCACGCUGAGCGAAUCUUCGUCGUGGAGUUCAGACCAGACUCUGACACCCAGUUUGUGUCAGUAGGGAUCAAACACAUUAAGUUCUGGACUCUGGUGGGAGGAUCACUCAUGUACAAGAAAGGAGUGAUCGGCUCAGUGGAGGACGGCCGGAUGCAGACCAUGCUGUCUGUGGCCUUUGGUGCCAACAACCUGACGUUCACUGGUGCAAUAAAUGGAGACGUGUUCGUGUGGAGGGAGCACUUCCUGGUGCGGGUGGUGGCAAAGGCCCACAGCGGUCCGGUCUUCACCAUGUACACCACCCUGAGGGAUGGACUCAUCGUCACAGGGGGAAAGGAACGGCCGACUAAAGAGGGCGGCGCCGUGAAGCUCUGGGACCAGGAGAUGAAGCGCUGCCGAGCAUUUCAACUGGAGACCGGUCAACUGGUGGAGAACGUCCGCUCCGUCUGCAGAGGGAAGGGGAAAAUCCUGGUGGGAACUAAAGAUGGUGAGAUCAUAGAAGUUGGAGAAAAGAAUGCUGCGUCCAACACCAUGAUCAAUGGACACACUCAGGGUGGAAUCUGGGGUUUGUCAACUCACCCUUUCAAAGACGUCUUCAUCUCCGCCAGUGACGAUGGGACCAUCCGAAUAUGGGACCUGGCUGAUAAGAAACUCCUGAACAAGGUGAGUUUGGGUCACCCUGCCAAGUGCACCUCCUACAGCCCCAACGGAGAGAUGGUCUGUAUCGGCAUGGAGAACGGCGAGUUCAUCGUCCUGCUGGUGAACUCCCUCACCGUCUGGGGCAAGAAGAGAGACCGCAGUGUCGCCAUCGAGGACAUAAGGUUCAGUCCAGACAACCGGUUCUUGGCGGUGGGUUCAGUGGAAAGUGCUGUGGAUUUUUACGACCUUUCUCUUGGACCGUCCCUGAACCGGAUUGGUUACUGUAAGGACAUCCCAGGCUUCGUCAUCCAGAUUGACUUCUCUGCCGACAGUAAACACAUCCAGGUGUCCACCAGCACCUACACCCGGCAGGUGCAUGAGGUUCCCUCUGGGAAGAUCGUGACGGAGCAGCCCGUCGUAGAGAGGAUCACCUGGGCAACCUGGACCAGCUUCCUGGGCGACGAGGUUCUCGGAGUUUGGCCUCGGAACGCAGAGAAGGCGGACGUCAACUGUGCUUGUGUUUCCCACGCCGGCGUCAACCUGGUGACGGGAGACGACUUCGGCCUCAUCAAGCUCUUCGACUUCCCCUGCUCCGAAAAGUUUGCGAAACACAAGCGAUACUUCGGCCACUCUGCUCAUGUGACCAACAUCCGCUUCUCCUGCGACGAUAAAUACGUGAUCAGCGCCGGCGGCAGCGACUGCAGUCUAUUUGUGUGGAAGUGUCAGUGAGUCCUCCACCUGAGUCCUCCACCCAGACCCUCCACCGGAGUCCUCCACCUGAGUCCUCCACCCAGACCCUCCACCUAAGUCCCCCACCUGAGUCCUCCACCCA
Scophthalmus maximus (turbot) is the source of this 7496-nucleotide messenger RNA. Its product is annotated as echinoderm microtubule-associated protein-like 6. The record is from RefSeq and is a predicted model, not a curated record. The transcript has 42 exons. The coding region runs from base 1403 to 7393 and encodes 1996 amino acids. Lineage: Eukaryota; Metazoa; Chordata; Actinopteri; Pleuronectiformes; Scophthalmidae. Gene Ontology annotation, molecular function: microtubule binding.